GUAAUGUCAUAAUCCACAACAUUCGUGGCAAUCCACCGGACAACCAUGAAGGCAAUCGUCGCUGUUCUGUGCGUCCUUGGGGUUCUGGGAUCCCAUCCGACUCUAGCAACGCCAUUCGUAAUGACGCUACAAGCAGUCAGGACGACCUGCUCUAAUGGAGAUUUCAUAAUCAGUAAGGAUGUGAGAGUGGGGACUGACGGUCCAGUGCCCACCCUCAAUAGUAAAUACGAUAUCGUCAAGGACCUGCCGAAGGACGUGCAGUGUGGGACAGAAUUCUUCAAGAAGGAAGGAGAUGAGUACAACAAAUUGCCAUUUGCUAUGGAUCCUUCCGACUGUUGCAACAUCUUAACUACUGAGAAGUACAAGGAAGCGAUGGAAAAGCAAAACGUUCCUAAGGAUUGUCCUAUUAAAGCGGGAAGUUACGAGCUCAAGAACUUUAUUGUGGACACAGAGCCCAUGUCUGACGACAUUCAGCGCGGAGAAUUCAGGGCUGCAUUCAAGAUGACCCUACCUUCAGGGGACUGCCUGUAUGGAGAAGAGACAGACUGGAAGGUUACUGACAAAUAGAUGUUCUAUUUACAGUGAAACACUUGGCAUGUCAUGAUUCUUACUUACAUAAAAUAAAUCAAGCUACAGGAUUCAUAAUUCUUUUACAUUUCUGUAAAACUCGUGACCUGUUUCGUUGUAGAGUAGCGUUUUUCACGUUACGACAUGUACUCUUGUAAAAGUUUACAAGACAUUUCAGAGGGAAAUGCUGUCUCCAUCUUCAGGAUCAAAUAAUAAAUCAUAGAAUCAACCAGCAA
This is a messenger RNA of Cryptotermes secundus, 803 nucleotides long. RefSeq lists its product as uncharacterized. Bases 46 to 567 code for a protein of 173 amino acids. The record is from RefSeq and is a predicted model, not a curated record. The transcript is spliced from 4 exons. Lineage: Eukaryota; Metazoa; Arthropoda; Insecta; Blattodea; Kalotermitidae.